GCCGCAGGAACUAUGCGCCAUUUUGGAUCUGCCGGCCUGAAUCUUGCCAGGCCUGGGCGGGAGAGAAGCAGCUUAGCUGUUUUGCCUCAGGUGGCUAAAUAUCUGAGGCUGGCUCUGGACAUCGCACACAUCUUGGGAAGCGUUCCAAAAUUUAUGAAACGGAAACUUUACAACGGUCUGCCUCUGCGCCUGUUUGACUGCCCAGAUUUGUGGUUGGCCGAUCAGCUUUUGGCUCCGUGGAGGGAGUUUAGAUGUAUUUGACUUGACCCACUUAUCCACCCAGAUGGGGUAGCUGUUCCUUAUGGGCAUCACAGAUGAGCAGCACCCCCCGCUGCAGGAGGACUGAACUGCGGGGCUGAGCGAUGGCCAGUUUCCUCCAGCUCCUGCUGGCCUGGUUGGGAGGCUGCGGCUGUGCAGGCCGCCUCAUGCCGCCCAGCCAGGGUGCCAGAGCCGGGUCCCUGCGGGGGAACGUGUCUCAGCGCUGGGAGCGCCCGCUGCUGAGGUCCCGUCGCAGCUGGGUCUGGAACCAGUUCUUCGUCAUCGAGGAGUACGCUGGACCGGAGCCCGUCCUCAUCGGGAGGCUUCACACCGAUGUGGACCGGGGCGAGGGCCGCAUCAAGUACGUCUUGACUGGAGAGGGGGCCGGCACGGUCUUCGUGAUCGAUGAGAAAACGGGCAACAUCCACGUCACCAAAACCUUGGACCGGGAGGAGAAAUCCCAGUAUACGUUGCUGGCCCAGGCUGUGGAUCGGGCCUCUAACCGGCCUUUGGAGCCGCCGUCUGAGUUCAUCAUCAAAGUACAAGACAUCAACGACAACCCGCCGGUCUUCCUCCAUGGCCCUUACCACGCGACUGUGCCCGAAAUGAGCAACGUGGGUACGUCCGUGAUUCAGGUGACGGCCCACGAUGCGGACGACCCGGCCUACGGGAACAGUGCCAGGCUGGUCUAUACGGUACUCGAGGGGUUGCCAUUCUUCUCCGUCGACCCCCAGACGGGUGUGAUCCGGACAGCGACCCCCAACAUGGACAGGGAAACCCAGCAAGAAUUCCUUGUCGUGGUUCAGGCCAAGGACAUGGGAGGGCAUGCCGGGGGUCUCUCAGGAAGCACGACCGUCACUGUCACACUGAGCGACGUCAACGAUAACCCACCUCGCUUCCCUCAGAGCUCCUACCAGUUUUCCGUGGUAGAGACUGCACCUCCUGGCUCUGCCGUGGGGCGGUUGCGAGCGCACGACCCCGACGAAGGGGAGAACGCUCUGCUGGCCUACAGCAUUCUUGACGGAGGAGAUGGAGCAGAAGCCUUUGCAAUCCACACUGAUGCGCUGGGACAGGAUGGGAUCAUCACAGUGAAAAAGCCCCUCGACUUCGAAUCGCGCCACUCGUACACCUUCCGCGUGGAAGCCACCAACACACUCAUCGACCCCCAGUACAUCCGCAAAGGCCCCUUCAAAGACAUGGCCACCGUCCGCAUCACGGUGGAGGACGCCGACGAGCCCCCGGCGUUCUCCCGCUCCGACUACCACCUCGCCGUCUACGAGAACAGCCCCCCGGGGACCCUGCUGGGCAAGGUGACAGCCGUGGACCUCGACUCCCCCAGCAGCGCCAUCCGGUUCCCCCCAUCUUCUAGAUACUCCAUCCUGCCGCACACAGACCCCGAGCGCUAUUUCAGCAUCAACCCUCAGGACGGGACGAUCCUGACCUCUGUGCCUCUCGACCGGGAGCUCUUGCCCUGGCAUAACAUGACCGUGGUGGCAACGGAACUUGACAGCCCCACACAGGCCUCCCACGUCCAAGUGGCCAUCCAGAUUCUGGACGUCAACGACAACCCACCCCAGCUGGAGCACAGCUACGAGCCGUUUGUCUGUGACAAUGCCGCCCCCGGCCACUUGGUGCAGCUGAUCCGAGCGGUGGAUCGAGACGAGGACGGGAAUGUGAGCCGCAUCAUAAUCCGCUCCCCGCUUGGGGCCAGGGACCCGAACGUCACUGUGCGAGACAACAAGGAUAACUCUGCCUCCCUGCUGCUUCGUGCUGCCCGCCUGCCCACACAAGGCGGGUCCCUGCUGGUGCCGCUGGAACUGGUGGACGGGGGCUCCCCCACCCGCACAGGCUCCCCCACCCUGACCGUCAGCAUCUGCCGGUGUCGGCGCGAUGGGGCCAUGCACUCCUGCGGGGCCGAGGCCCUGGGCUCCCCGGCAGGCCUCAGCACGGGCGCCCUUCUUGCCAUCCUCGCCUGCGUGGGCACUCUGCUCGCCCUGGUGCUGCUGUUUGUCGCCCUCCGGAGGCAGAAGCAGGCGGCGCUGCUUCCUUUCGAAGAAGAGGACGUCCGCGAGAACAUCAUCACCUACGACGACGAGGGCGGGGGCGAAGAGGACACAGAGGCCUUCGACAUGGCCGCCUUGCAGAACCCCGACGCUGCCCCUCCACCCCCUCAGCAGCGCCGCCUCUUCCGGCGGGACGUGCUCCCCCGCCUGCACUUCCCGCCCUCCUUGCCAGCCCGCCUGCCCCCGCAGCCCCACGACGUGGCCAGUUUCCUGGCGGCCCGCCUGAGCGAAGUGGACGCCGACCCCUCCGUCCCCCCCUACGACUCUAUCCAGGUGUACGGAUACGAGGGACAGGGCUCCUCGGCCGGCUCCCUCAGCUCCCCGGGGUCCUCGUGCGCUGGCGACAGUGACGCCGGCGGGUACGAGUACCUGGAAGAAUGGGGGCCACUCUUCCGAACGCUGGCUGAGCUCUACGGCACCCCAGAAGGGCCACCGCCAACUUGAGGGACCUCGAACCGGGGAGGGGCCACAUCCACGGAACAGCGCGGCCCUCCAGUCCUCUCUGUCCCUGUCGUGUUGCUUGUUGCUUUCUCCCUUUUGGUUCGCUCUCGGUUUCGGCUUGUCUUCUAGACAUUUCAUGUCCUUGUUUGCGUCACCUCCCUGUAGGCCGGGGCGGCUGGUCUGUGGCCUUCCAGAUGUUUCUGAGUCACAUCAGUCCCACCCAGCAUGGCCGGCGGUCAGGGAUGAUGGGGGGGCCUGUGGUUGUGUAACAUCUGCAGGGCCACAGGUUAGCCACCCCAAUUAUUCUUUCAGUGCGUCUUUCAUUCUCUCGCGGCUUUCCCGCUCCCCAAAUCUUUCAUGUUUAAAUUACUUUGAUUUUAUUUCGGAUUCUUCUCUUCCCUUCUUUAGCUACUUUGCCCUUCCAGCUUCCGCCAUUCCUUACUCUGUUCCUUUAGAU
Lacerta agilis (Sand lizard) is the source of this 3219-nucleotide messenger RNA. RefSeq names its product cadherin 24 (gene CDH24). The record is from RefSeq and is a predicted model, not a curated record. Bases 363 to 2765 code for a protein of 800 amino acids. Gene Ontology annotation, molecular function: calcium ion binding; cadherin binding. Lineage: Eukaryota; Metazoa; Chordata; Lepidosauria; Squamata; Lacertidae. Gene Ontology annotation, biological process: cell-cell junction assembly; calcium-dependent cell-cell adhesion; multicellular organism development. Gene Ontology annotation, cellular component: plasma membrane; adherens junction; catenin complex. The transcript is spliced from 12 exons.